AUGUCCCUCCAGAGGAUAGUCCGAGUGUCCCUGGAGCAUCCCACCAGCGCUGUGUGUGUGGCAGGAGUGGAAACACUGGUGGAUAUUUAUGGGUCUGUGCCAGAGGGCACGGAGACCUUUGAAGUCUAUGGCACCCCAGGUGUGGACAUCUACAUCUCCCCGAACAUGGAGACUUCGAGGGAACGGGCCGAUACCAGGAGGUGGCGCUUUAAUAUGGGGCGUGAAAUCAUUGUCGUCAUGAACUCCCCAAGCAAUGACCUGAAUGACAGUCAUGUUCAGAUCUCCUACCACUCCAAGGAUGAGCCCCUGGCCCUGGCCUAUGCUGUCCUGUACCUCACUUGUAUUGAUGUCUCUCUGGACGCCGACAUGAACUGUGAUGGCAAAGUGGAGAGGAAUUACGUGGAUAAGAGGCAUUGGGUGUGGGGACCUGGUGGACAUGGAGCAGUCCUCUUGGUGAACUGUGACCGGGAUGAUCUCACCUGUGAUGACAGAGAUAACUGUGACAAACGUGUGCGCUGUCUUGAAGACCUGCAGGACAUGUCACUCAUGAUCCUGAAGACCCAGGGCCCCGCUGCCCUCUUUGAUGACCACAAGCUGGUUCUUCAUGUCUCCAGUUCUGAUGCUGAGAGGGCUCGAGUCUUCCAUGCCUGUGGUCCUGAGGACUGUUGCGAAGCUUAUAGGUAUGUUCUAGGGCCAAACAAGGUGUCCUAUGUGGUUCCUCGCUUCAAUGGGGAAGAAGAAAGGUUCUAUGUAGAAGGACUUUCCUUCCCUGAUGCUGGCUUCUCUGGGCUCAUCACCUUCCAUGUCACCUUGUUGGAUGAUUCCAAUCAGGAUUUCCCAGAGUCCCCAAUCUUCACAGACACUGUGGUAUUCCGUGUGGCCCCCUGGAUCAUGACCCCAAGCACCCUCCCGCCCGUGGAGGUGUAUGUGUGCAAAGUAAGGAACAACACCCACUUUGUGGAAGCAGUUGCACACUUGGCGAAGAAAGCGGGCUGCAAGCUGACCAUCUGUCCCCAGGCUGAGAACCGCAACGACCGCUGGAUACAGGAUGAGAUGGAAUUGGGGUAUAUCCAGGCACCACACAAGACCUUCCCUGUGGUCUUUGAUUCCCCACGGAAUGGUGAACUUCAGGACUUUCCCUACAAAAGGAUCCUGGGCCCAGACUUUGGCUACGUGACCAGGGAGCCCCGGGACAAGUCUGUCAGUGGCCUGGACUCCUUUGGGAACUUGGAAGUCAGCCCUCCCGUGGUGGCCAAUGGGAAGGAGUACCCUUUGGGAAGAAUCCUUAUCGGGGGCAACUUGCCUGGAUCUGGUGGAAGGAGGGUCACGCAGGUGGUCCGGGACUUCCUGUACGCCCAGAAAGUUCAACCUCCUGUGGAACUCUUUGUAGACUGGCUGGCUGUGGGUCACGUGGAUGAAUUCUUAAGCUUUGUCCCUGUCCCUGAUGACAAGGGUUUCCGCCUGCUUCUGGCCAGCCCUGGAGCAUGCUUCAAACUUUUCCAGGAGAAACAGAAAUGGGGCCAUGGGAGGGCCCUCCUGUUUGAAGGUGUUGUCGGUGAUUCACAUGUGAAGACCAUGUCCAUCAAUCAGAUCCUCUCCAAUGAAAACCUUAUCAGUUACAACAAGUUUGUCCAGAGUUGCAUCGACUGGAACCGAGAAGUCCUGAAGCGAGAGCUGGGCCUGGUGGAUCGAGACAUCAUCGACAUCCCUCAGCUCUUCAAAACGGAGAGGAGGAAAGCGGUGGCAUUUUUCCCUGACUUGGUGAACAUGCUCGUGUUGGGGAAGCACCUGGGGAUCCCCAAACCCUUUGGGCCCAUCAUCAAUGGGCGCUGCUGCCUGGAGGAGAAGGUCCGGUCCUUGCUGGAGCCACUGGGCCUCGAGUGCAACUUCAUCGAUGACUUCACCCCCUAUCACAUGCUGCAUGGGGAGGUACACUGUGGCACCAACGUCCGCCGGAAGCCCUUCCCCUUCAAAUGGUGGAACAUGGUCCCCUGA
Messenger RNA from Trichosurus vulpecula (common brushtail), 1995 nucleotides. RefSeq names its product protein-arginine deiminase type-3. NCBI's taxonomy places the organism in Eukaryota, Metazoa, Chordata, Mammalia, Diprotodontia, Phalangeridae. Gene Ontology annotation, molecular function: calcium ion binding; protein-arginine deiminase activity. The transcript is spliced from 16 exons. The coding region runs from base 1 to 1995 and encodes 664 amino acids. Gene Ontology annotation, cellular component: cytoplasm. The record is from RefSeq and is a predicted model, not a curated record.